Molecule: messenger RNA, 1462 nt
Organism: Dermatophagoides farinae (American house dust mite)
Lineage: Eukaryota; Metazoa; Arthropoda; Arachnida; Sarcoptiformes; Pyroglyphidae
Product: NDP-glycosyltransferase YjiC
Molecular function (GO): UDP-glycosyltransferase activity
Source: RefSeq, a predicted model, not a curated record
UCAUCAACAAAACGAAAACAUUAUUGUCGUGACACCAUUUAACAUCAUCAACUACAAAACUAAAACAAUGACCCAAACAAUGAAGAAUAUUGUGGUCAUAUCUUUGAAUGCUGUUGGCCAUGUAAAUGGUUGCCGUGGUGCAACAAUUGAUAGUUUAAUUAGCCGUGGUCAUCGUGUUUAUUUCCUUCUGGAAAAAGCAUUCGAAGGUCAAUUACGACCAUAUGGUUUUGAAGAAAUCAUCUAUGAAGUAUCAAAUGAUCGUAAUGAACCGACGAAAAAACCUGGCGAACAAAUGGCAAAUGAUUUAUUAUCAUAUAAAAUUUUGGGAAAAAUGACCGUCGAAGAAAAACUACGACAAAUGUUGAAAUAUUUUGUUAAAUCCGAUACAUUCCUAAGCUAUUAUCAACAGGUAGAAAUUUCGCUUAAACGAUUAAUGCGCCAAAUACAAAUCGAUUUGUUCAUAAUCGAUGAUGUUUACAUACAUCCUGCCAUCUAUUAUUCAAAUAUACCGGUCAUCAAAUGUAUUACGUCUGCACCAUUUAUAUUUUUUGCAUCGGAUCCAGCUUUACCACCACCAUUUACAGGUCUACCAUCGAAUGCUGAUCCCGAUGAGAUGAAUAAAUGUCGUCAAAUGUUGGCUGAUAUGAUGAAAAAGAAUGCAUUCGCUGAUUAUAUUGAAAAACUUGGCUAUGAAAAAUAUCCGGAUGAUCAACGAGAAUUGGAAAAACGAAUCGCUUUCAAUAUUUAUGCAUAUCCGAAAGAAUUAAAUCAUUGGAAAAUCGAAUCAGCACAUCCACGGUGGUUCAAUCUAGAAGUAUUUAAUCGAAAUAUUCAAUAUGAUACGAUCGAUUUGGAAGAAUUGGUUGGCCAGGAUUUCUACCACAAUGAUUUAGAUGGAAAAUUCAGUGGAAAAUGGAUUUAUGUUUCAAUGGGAUCAAUGGGUUCAGUUGAUCUAGAAUUAAUGCAACGUUUAACACUGAUUCUUGCAAAAACUCAACAUAAAUACAUUAUUUCAAAAGGUCCAAGACAUGAUGAAUAUGAAUUACCGGGCAAGAAUAUGUGGGGUGCACGAUUCAUUCCACAAAUUAAAAUUCUACCAUUAAUCGAUUUGGUUAUUACACAUGGUGGAAACAAUACCGUAACGGAAACAUUUGCGCAAGGAAAACCAAUGAUUAUUAUGCCAUUAUUUUGUGAUCAAUUAGAUAAUGGUCAACGAUUAGUGGAAACAGGUUUAGGUGUAUGUUUGGAACCAUAUGAUUUUGAUGAACAGCAAUUAUUAUCAUCUAUUGAUCGAUUAUUAAUGGACAAAAAAUUAGCCGAUAAAUUAUAUCGCGCAUCGGAAAGGAUUAAAAAAUCCGAAGCACAUCGAUUAUUUGGUGAAAAAGUCGAACAAUUAAUGAAUGAAUGAUUUAUUGUUAAAUCAAUUUGUUUUAUUGAGAAAUCUGAAAAAUUUUUAAAUAUU